AUGAUCAAUAAUGCGGCAAAGAAACUCAACGACGGUUUCCCUCGUUUUCCUCCUUGCAAGUCACAAAAUUCGCUUUUCUUCAAUUCUUGUGUGACCAAGUUACCUUCUUGGGCGCUCAAAGUGAGUUCAUUCGUCACUUCGUUCCUCAAGCAACUCAUUAGUGAUCUCGGAAAAGUUUCUGUCAACCAACAAUUUUCUUUGUUAAUUCGCAACAAUUUGAACAAAUUCGCGAGUGAUUUGACGGUGAUUCCGAAAGAAGCGGGUGAUUUU
This is a messenger RNA of Mesorhabditis belari, 270 nucleotides long. NCBI's taxonomy places the organism in Eukaryota, Metazoa, Nematoda, Chromadorea, Rhabditida, Rhabditidae. The record is from the annotation of a GenBank genome assembly.